Messenger RNA from Suillus subaureus, 1692 nucleotides. RefSeq lists its product as uncharacterized. Lineage: Eukaryota; Fungi; Basidiomycota; Agaricomycetes; Boletales; Suillaceae. Gene Ontology annotation, cellular component: nucleus; U12-type spliceosomal complex; catalytic step 2 spliceosome. The coding region runs from base 1 to 1692 and encodes 563 amino acids. Gene Ontology annotation, biological process: mRNA splicing, via spliceosome. The record is from RefSeq and is a predicted model, not a curated record. The transcript has 8 exons.
AUGCCUACUGCAGUUAACGGUAUAGCUACCAAGUCCAAUGCCAACGGAAAGGCCAUUAAAUCCAAAAACCAGCUUCGGCGAGCAAAGGCAAAAGAAAAGAAAGUCCUUGCCUCUCAAACGACACCUCGAAUCUAUGGAAUUGAAUUAUGGCUGCAGGAGCCCAAUGGGAACUCUGACACGGUGAAGCAAGAGGAGGAUGGGCCUUUUGGCAAUGUCGAGUACGUGAUUGAGCAGCUGGAUGUCAAAGAUCCAGCUCUUGUGGUCUUCUCCGACAUUUUUGCACGUUUCCAGGCUCCUCAGGACUAUGCAGAGGCAAAGGAUUCGGAACCCACAAAAGGGGAGGUCAUCUACUCAGACGAUGAUAUGGAAUCAGACGCCGGUUCGGACGCAGAGGAGAAGAAACCUCUUUCGAAAAAGAAGCAACGCAAGAUGGCUCGUCUGACGAUUGCAGAGCUUAAGCAGCUGGUGGCGAAACCCGAGGCAGUCGAAUGGACAGAUCCUUCGGCCGCUGACCCAAGAUUACUGCUCCAUCUCAAGAGUUACCGCAACACCGCUCCUGUUCCUGCGCACUGGAGUGCAAAACGAGAUUACCUGCAAGGAAAACGUGGUAUCGAGAAGCCACCAUUCCAGCUCCCUUCUUAUAUAGCAGAUACGGGUAUCGCGACAAUGAGAGACGCAGUCAAAGAGAAGGAGGCUAACAUGUCGUUGAAGGCUAAAACUCGUGAGCGAGUGCAGCCGAAGAUUGGUAAGGUCGACAUCGACUAUCAAAAGCUACACGACGCCUUCUUCAAGUUUGCAACAAAGCCAGUGGUUACUGGCUUUGGCGAGAUGUACUACGAGGGGAAGGAGUUUGAGACGUCGCUGAAGGAGAAACGACCAGGAGAUUUGUCGCCAGAACUUGUUGAAGCGCUAUCGAUUCCACCACUUGCACCUCCACCUUGGUUAAUUAGCAUGCAAAGAUUUGGCCCUCCUCCGAGCUACCCGACCUUACGGAUUCCUGGUCUCAAUGCACCCAUACCAGAGGGCGCUCAAUGGGGUUUCCAUCCUGGUGGAUGGGGUAAACCACCGUUGGACGAGUAUAAUCGCCCUCUAUACGGCGAUGUGUUUGGUGUGUUGCCGAAAGUCACUGAUGCGAAUAUUGGUGAGCCAAUUGACAAGAAUACGUGGGGAGAGCUAGAACCGGAGGAAGGCAAGUUCAUUUCUAUCGUCCAGGAGGAGGAAGAGGAGGAGGAAGAAUCGGAAGAGGAGGACGAGGAAGAAACUACUGAAGGAGCACCAGUCGAUGGCCUUCAAACACCUUCCGGCCUGGAAACGCCAUCCGGCAUGGCCAGCGUUGUCUCCACUGUUGCCGGGGGACUUGAAACACCUGACUUCUUGGAGCUGCGAAAGACGUCGUCCAGACAUGCAUCAGACGUCUCAGAGAGUGGACCGCGGUCACUAUAUCAGGUUGUACCGGAGAAACAAACAUCCCGUAAGGCAAAUGGUGUCGACAUUUCUAUCGAUGCAGGUGAGAUGGAAGGCAUGACGGAGGAUGAGCUACGGCGAAAAUACGAGCAACAUUCACGAGGUUCGGCAGGAGUAGCGGGAUCAAAAGAAGACUUCUCGGAUAUGGUAGCGAAGGAAAUGGCGAAGAAGAAGCAAAAGAUGGAUCGCGAGCGGGAUUCAAAGAAGGGCAAGGAAUUUAAGUUUUAA